Podarcis lilfordi (Lilford's wall lizard) is the source of this 16627-nucleotide messenger RNA. The record is from the annotation of a GenBank genome assembly. NCBI's taxonomy places the organism in Eukaryota, Metazoa, Chordata, Lepidosauria, Squamata, Lacertidae.
CUCUUUAUUCAGCUCGUAGUAACGGACGUUUCUCUCCUUCGUGGCGUGCAAAAGAUGAAACAUGCGCUUAGCCAGGCACCAACUCUGCGAAGCAACAGGAGCGGCCUAUCAAGGCGACUAAGAUGGUCUCACCAACACCCCUCGUGGAACUCUCGACGAUGGUUCCCUCUCCAGUGCUGUUCUGAUGAGAGGACGGAGGGGCCCCGCAACUGCCGCUCGGAGAGUAGGGGCGUCUGGAGUGACAAAGAGGAACCGCGCGGCGCACCCAGAAGGCGGAACUUGCCACCAGAGGCCGCUCCGCGCAAGACUUUUACGCGCGCCACAGUCUCCGCCCUUCGCGGGCUACUGCGCGUGCGGCCGAUCCGCCGGGUGGUCACGGGAUGUGGGGCUGACAGGGGAGCGACUCAGUGGGGCUGGCGGAGCCAUGGGGCGCGGGAGCCGCCCGAGGGGACCUUUCUUGCUGCCGCUGCUGCUGCUGCUGCUGCUGGCGGCGGUGGCGAGCGGCGAGGCGCCCUCGCUGCCUCUGGUCCUCAACACCUGGCCCUUUAGGAAAGCCGCCGAAGCAGGUGCUGUCUCGCUUCCUCCAGGGCUUCCGUGGUUGCGCAGAGGAGAGGCUCGAGCGGGCGGGGAGGAACCCCUCGCCCCGUCCUAGGUUUGCCCCAAACUUCGUUUGGGCUCCCCCCACCCCGCACCCCGUUUUCUAGAUUCAUGAUCCAGCCCGGGUCUCAGCGCCACAUCGGCAAAGAUCCUUGCAGGCGGUUGUGUGCGUGCUGCAUGCUGGCAUCUAUGGGCUGGGAGAACAUCGCACGCUGGCAUUAGAUGUCUCGAGCAGGAUGUGUUGAGCCUUCCUAAAGUCAGGCGUUGAGGAGAAACAGAAGAGCAAAGCAGUCGCUUUUUUGGAGCCCAGGCCCUCCGAUCACUUGGGGCUAGUGAAGCAGUAAGGAGGCCCCCUGCUUGGAGGGUUGGGGAGGAAUUCAAGCUAACCAGAUUUGGGCUGGUUGGAGAGGGAGACUUCACCUUCAGCAGUGUCCUGCCGGACCCUAGGACCCAAUUGUUCUCUCCUCCCCCCUCCCUUCCCCUUUUUCUUAUUUACGGGAGCCACUAUCUCAGUCCCAAAAAUCUGUGGGGAGAGGAGUGGGAAAGGCACUCUGUGCAUGUUCAACAGUGCCCUUUUUUAAACAAGACUUAAUGUUUGCAUUGAAAUACGAGAAAGGGUGGUGACAGUUUAAGCCUGGUCAGAUGAACUAGCCGUCCACACUGCUACUGUUAAACUUCCUUGGCUUUUCUCUGCUACUUUCCUCUUCCUUGUUUGGUGUGGGACAUUUUACAUUCUGGUUUAACGAGACAUAAUCUACAUUACUUAGUGCACGUUAGUCAGUUUCUUAGUGUAGCACUGUUACAGGCAGGGCACUUCCCCCUUCCAUUUCAGUGUAGGUCUUUUGAUGAAGGGGUUCUGAUCCACAGUAAUGUGGCAGAAGGGCUCUUAGCAUGGCAUUUUAUUAACACUGGAAACACUGGUGUGCUGCUGUGUCUGCAGAAGUUCAGCUUGUGUUGUGUUCUGUAUUAGCUACAUAAUUUGGUCUACUAGGCCACAGCAACAUCUUGUGGCCAGUUGUGCAACAUAGAUUUCUGCUGGCAGCUCUUGUGGUGGGUGUCUUCACUGGAUUCAUAACAGCAACAUCAGACAGUGCACAGAUAUGAUUUUACACAGUGUGUAAAAAGCGUACUCACUUCCUUCUAGUGAGUGUGCAUGCAUCUGGGAAAAGAUUAAUGCGUCCUCUCCCUUGCCCAAUAUAUCCAUAAAGUUUGUGCUAAAGUCCAUCUUGAGGAAAUUCUUGCACCAUAAGUGACAUGCCUGGCUUGUGAAGGAAGCAUAUGGAGCAACAUUAAAUGGUUUUAAACCCCUCAGUGAAAUGCCAUACAAAUGGUUUAAAAAUAUUUUUUUUUCCCUUUAACUAGCACAUUGUUGCCAUAUAGUGAGGGUUAUCCCAUCUCCACCCAGUCCAUUCCUGUUUUGCUGCAACUUGAUGCAGACAUGUAGCCAGGAAAACUUUCCCCGCCAUUUAUCACCAUGCCAGAAAAAGCUUCCCCACUUAAAAGAGCAGGGCCAGGUUUUUUUAUUAUAAAAAAUGGAAGUUAUCUACCCUUGUGCUGCUUUGCUUUUACUUCUAAACAUAAUUGGCUCAUUGGAGACUCUGGGCUUGAAGAAAAAGAAAUUAGAAUGAACUCAACAUUUGUCACAUCAGACAAAUACGCCAUUUUUAAUCUAUAGCUUGCUUGCCAACUGUGGCUGAUGCCAGAUUGGCAGGGCAGGGCAGGGGGAGAAUACAAUGAGAAGCAGACAGUUGACAAUUAAUGUCUAGGAAUCCCAGGUUUAAGAGUUUUGCCACCGAUGCUACAUUCCCUGAACAUGAUGGAUUUAGUUUUCUGGUACUUAUUGACCAGCCUCCAUAAAAUCAGGACAAUGAACACUUACACAUUUGCACUGUACUGUGUAUUCUAGGGAUGGGAAUUGGGGGUGUGCUUUUUAAGAAUAUGACUUCUACGUAGUUUACAUGUGGAGUGAGUGGGAUUUUUUUGUUGUUGUUCCUUUCAGCUUGGAGUACCUUACUGGCAGGUGGUUCUGAACUGGAUGCAGUAGAGAAAGGCUGUGGUCAGUGUGAAGUUGAGCAAUGUGAUGGAAGUGUGGGGUAUGGAGGACACCCAGAUGAACAUGGAGAAACAACAUUGGAUGCUAUGAUUAUGGAUGGGUAAGGAAUCCCACAUCAUUCCUAACAGGCAUAGGGGUUCUGCUAUCAAUUGCACGCAGCUCCUCCAUGUUCAGAAUCUUCCCCAUUCACUUCAAAGAGUAGACAGUUUUGUUCUUGCUGCCCUCUCCAUUGAAAAGCUGAUGGGAACCUAUGAGCCCAGAAGGGCAUGCGUGCAUCUGAGACUAACUGGGCUGUUACUAGGGAUGGGGUUUUUCUUCUAAAUCUUUAUGUCAGUCUUAUCCACACAUAUAUAUUUUUUUCUAGUUUCUGUUUCACUCCUUGAUCUCAAGAAGUACAGUUUCUUUACUGGCUUAUUGCAUUAUUAUGCACAUUAUUUCAUACACACUCGAGGGUCUCUAAAGUAACUAGCAGAUAAACAAACAUAUGGCAAUGUAUGUAACUGGCCCUGCUCUCAUGUGCACUAGUAGCAAUAGAGUGUAUGCAUUUGGUUUAGCAAGUCAGGUUUAGCUCUAUUUUUUCCUAUCACUAAAUAUGCUUUAAAAUGUCAGUUUAAAGAGAGCACAUGCCCAUCUGAACUGUAGUCUAUAGCAGUGGACCCCAAACUUUUUUACCCACAGACCACUUGCAAAUUGUUGAGGCUGACCACUUAAAUGGUUUUUUCUGCCUGCUGUAGCAAUCGUACUGUGCUAGAUGCUGUAUGAAUUUUAAUUGUGUCUUUAUUGCUGCUUUAAUUUCCUGCAUAUUGCAUUUUAUUCUAUUACAAUGUGAAUUCCAUAGAAUUCACAUUAUAAUACAUUAAAAUGCAAUAUGAGAAAUUAAAAGCAAUUAGAAUGCAGUUAAAAGUCAGAAUGAAUAUUUAAAGCAAUAGAUGUGUUAUAUUCAACUACAAAUCCACAGACAUGCCACAAACCACCUGAAUAAACCACUCAUGUUCUGUGGACAGUCAUUUGGGAAUUCCCCAUCUACAGGUUCAACCCAUUUAGUCUAAUGGGAUUGCAAGUAACGUUUGGACACCAAUCUUCAUUUUUAUACUUAUCUCAUGCUUGUCCUUUAGAUGUGGCAUACAUUAUUCUUAUACUCUGCGUUUCUUGAUUUAAACUUAAGACUCUGUUUGUCUGUUUUGCUUUUGGGUACAUUUGUCUGUCUUUGGUCCAGUAAUACUAUGGAAGUUGGGGCAGUAGCUGAUCUCAGACGCGUAAAAAAUGCUAUUGGCGUGGCACGGAAAGUGAUAGAGCAUACUCAGCACACCUUAUUGGUUGGAGAGUCAGGUAACUUCCUUCAUUUUGCUCCCUUGAAAUUUUGGCUCCGCCAUGCAGUGGUGGAAGGCAGCCACCUCUGUCCAAAUGAAGUUAAGUUGCCUUGCUGGUGUCAAGAACUUUGUCACGAGUUGGUUGUGACAAGUUACUUGAUUUCAUUAAGAUACAGUGCAAUGCUUUAGCGCAGGUGUGGGGAACCUCUGGCCCUCCAGAUGUUGCUGAACGACCACUCCCAUCAUCCCUGGUCAUGCUCACUGGGGCUGGUGGGAACUGUCGUUCAGUAACAUCUGGCAGGCCAAAGGUUCCUCACACCUGCUUUAAAUGGAUAGGGGCCACUGUGCUCUGGUUUGGCUUGAUAGGUUAUUUCUGCUCUCUUCAUCAUGCACUCCAGUCUCAUUAAGUUCACAAUUUUGUUUUGUUUGUUUAUUAAAUUUCUAUACUGCCCUUCAUCUGAGGAUCACAGGGUGGUUUACAGUAUAAACACACACACACACACACAUUGGCAGCUAGUGCAGUUGAGCCAGGAUUGGUGUUAUAUGCUCAAACCAUCUUUCUACAGUUUUUAUCGUAAAUUUCGAACCAUCUUCAGAGGCAGGCCCAUGUAUAACACAUUGCAGUAAUCUAACCUAGAGGUGUGGUGUUUACUCCCAGUUUGGAAAGGUCCCGUCUCCUCAAGGUGGGCAAUAGAGGCAUUUUUGUUCUGCCAAAUUUUUGAGGUGUUAAUUUUAUCAAAUUAUGGUUUUGUUUGUGUAUUUAUUAUUAUUGAAUGCUCUUGUAUGUAGAAGAGGAUUUUUCAUUUUUUUGUAUACUUGGUUGGGGAACUCUUUUUGGAGACCAAAGGUAAAUGUUUUUUAUAGAUUAAAAUAAUAAAUUUGUAUUGAAUCGCAGCCUUCAGUGAAAAAACUCAACACUGAUUUUUGGAACUUUAGCAUUAGAAAUUAUUCUUUAAAAAGUAUAGCUGCAACAGAUAGCUCAGAAAGGAUUCUGUGAAAACACAAGCUGUGCAGUUAUAAAUAUGAUGUCCCCAAAAACACUUUUCUCUUUAAAAAAUUUAACAGGGAAAAAAUAGAAACAUACUUCAGAUAUAUUAGAUAAAAGCAAUAGGAUAUUUUUUUAAAAAUAAUCAAUACAGUCUAAAACAUUCUACUUUGAAUUCUUAAAGUUUCUAUCUGACAGUGUAGUGGAACAUUGCUGUUUCUUAUCACAAGUCUUUCAUUUAUGGAUUCCAUGUUGCAAAUUGAUAUACUUCCUCUUAGUUUGCUAUCAGUCUUCAGCAUUCUGAAGCCCCCUGAUAUAUGUUCUUGUUCUAGAAAAUGAGAAAGGCAUUUCUGUUGAGGACAAAAUCAUAAUAAUGUAUACACUUGUAUAGGGCAGUGACUUGGGCUCUGACUGCUGUAAUACAAUAUGAAAAUGGUUUACAAGUGCCAUGCCGUGUUUUCAUAGAGAUCUCGAUGAGCUGAAAAGUGUCCUCUUGCACGCUUGUUGAAUUGCAAAUACAGUUACAUAGAAAAAGAAAUUACUCAUUAUUUUCUGUUCUAUAAAGCCUCACUAUUUGCAGAAAGCAUGGGGUUUCCAAGUGAAGACCUGACUACACAGAGCUCUCUUUCAAUGUACUUACAGUGGCUUAAUCGAAACUGUCAGCCAAACUUCUGGAAGGUAAAACACAACUUUCUCCCUUGUUUUUUCUUGUUUUAUAAACCUGGUGGCUACACUGUAUUAAAUAUUGUUCUGCCACCAAUCUUGGAGGCAGUAUGCCUCUGGAUGCCAGCUGCAGGGAAUUGCAAGCGAGGAGAGUGUUGUUGCACUCAGGUCCUGCUUACAGGCUUCUCAUGGGAAUCUGGCUGGCCACUGAGAACAGAAUGGUGGACCAGAUUGGCCUUGGGCCUGAUCCAGCAGGGCUCUUCUUAUGUCUGCAACAUUCCCAGCACCCCACUCCAUCAUUGGAGCAAGCUGCAGGGGAAGAGGAAUGUGCUGUGUACCAAAGAACAAAUGUAUGUGAAUGUGUACAAGAGAGUUCUCCGAUGGAGCUAGGCCUAUGGAGCCAAAAGGUCCUGUUGAUCAGCUUUGAGGGUCCUGCUCUUCAGUUCUCUUUGGCCUCCAGUCGAGCUAGAAUUGGUCACUGCUGAUACCAGCUUCUGCUAACCAGUUCAACUUGAAUCCUUCCACUGCAUCUGAUUCUUGCUCUUUCAUAUUAUCUGCCUUGUAAGUGUUGGGCACCUGAUAAUCCUAUCUGUGUCCCCCUGCCAUCACUGGACAGUUGCUUUUAAGGAGUUUUAUGUACCCAGGGACUUCCCCGUGUUCUUCUAUUCACCAGAUCCUCUGUGGGAGCUAGGUUUAAGCUUCUUGUUUAUCUUUCUCAUAUGUUUUCUGCUCUUCCCCCACCUUGGAACUUUUUAGCUUUGUGCCAUGAUUAGAAUCCACACAUUGUUAUUUCGUAUAAACAAGCCCAAGCUCUGCCUGCUGUUUGCCUUAUUUUUAAAAUCCUAAACUAUUUUUAUGUUCUGGUUAAGAUUUUUUUUUUAAAAAAAUUGCCUCUAGCCAUGCAUCUGGAAUUCAGGUUCAUUUUAAGAUCUGCUCUGAGCCUGCUGUGAUCCUGAUAAGUGUGUAACCAUUAAAUCUCUGUGGACCCGUUCAGCAUGGGCAUUUUUUGUUUUUAUGCUACCUCGCUCAGAUGUAUAACUAUGGGCAUACUUAAAAAAAUAAAUCUCCAAUUAGAUAUUUACUGUUAAGAAAUAUAAUAUGGAACUCCGGUACUAUUCGUUUAUCAUUGAAUCAGAAGCCUAUUGUGAUUUGUGUAAAAUGUUUUCUUCCUUCGUUGUGCAUGCAGAUCCCACCCUCUUGACUAUCUAUACCCUUCAAGUUAUCCCUGCAGAAAACACAGGCUAUGUAGAAACCUGUAGAGGGACCUCUGCACCCAAGAUCGUAGGAAGAAAGUUGAAAGAUAAUAACCUUUAAGGCUAGCAGGAGAAGUCUGUGUGGCUAAAGCAAAGUCUUUCUUAAUUAUUGUAACUUGAGCCACCAGCAAAAGGGGAAAAAUAGGGUGUGUUAGAUUGUAAAGGGUGUUUGCAGGGUAUGUGGAGUGGAAGUAGAGCAAGUUGAAUUAUCCGGCUUCAGCGCCUUUAGCCGUAUGGUUUGUCUAUAAAGUUGUCUCAUCACAAUCAGCAUCGAUGCUCAUGAGGAUUGAGAAAAACUGAUCUUGAAUUAUAGCGGUAGGUGGUAAGACAAAUUAUCAUGCUGCGUUUUUUGCACAUAGAAUGUUGAUGUAUUAUUUCUCUGCUGGCUGUUCAUUGUAGGAAACAUUUGCAAAUCACAUAACGUGGAAUCUGAGCAGGGCUGCGAUAACUAGAGUGUUUUGAGUAUUGAGUUACUCUAAAUUGAGGGAGAUGCUUUUGUCUGUUCAUUGUUUAAAGCAUCUGAGCUACAGUAAUUUGCCUUCGAUGAAACUUCUUCAUCCUUGGCAUAUACAGAAAUCUUACACUAUUCUUUUAGGAUGACGGGGGGGGGGGAGGGAUAGAAGACAGGUUUGUUUGAAAUGCCAGUUUGCUUUUCUUCCAAGAUUUUAAUGUGAAUGAAACUUUGAUUGCAGAGUGUGACGCCAGAUGCUUCAAAAUCAUGUGGCCCAUACAAGCAGGCUGCAAAGUUCACCAAAGAAGAGCGGAGUGUAUCAAAGAAAAGAAUAGAUGUUCAUAACCAUGACACUAUUGGUAUGCCUUCUUGACAGCAGCUUAUUUCAUGCUGCAAUCCCUCUGCUUGUUUUAAAUGAGUCACCAGAGAAACUGAAUGUGAAUAAUUUUAAGCGGGAUGUAAGGACACAAUCCACUUAAGAACAAACUCUGCCUGAUGCAGAGAUAACAUCAGUGAUUCAGCAAGACAUUUCCCAAGCGUGAAGCCCUAGCACCCCAUAAUGUUGAAUGCUGUGCUGUCAGAUUACACAUAGUUGCCUCUCUGCUGGUUGUGGGGCUCUGCCCAGGAGGGUGAAAUGCUACUGUGUGUAGGAGCCUUGAAAUGAGGAGUCUUGAAGCUGAUCAUCAGCAGCCUUGGAUCCACUUGAUCCAAAAGUUCCUCGGGCUUCUCAGCUAUGUCAAUAUAUUGCUGGCAUAGUGAAAAAUUUCACGGAAGCCACCUUCCACCUUGGCAAGCAUGAGCUGGUAGGACUUGGGAUGUGGAAGGACACCUGCCAUGUUAGCCCUCACCCCAUUCUGUAAAUCUCCCUACUUACUGUAGGAACCUGGCCUGUGCUUCUCUGUUUAGUUCUAGAAUUAGGAAUGUGACAUUCUAUUCGCCUUUCACCCUUCCUUCCCAGUCCCUGUACAUUCAUACAUUCAUUCUACAGAUAUAUGAUGAGCAUUUUACAUGGUCUGAUGAGGCAGAACUUGUGUUGGUAGAACAUGAUUAUCAUCCAAAAUCGAAGCACCACUUUGUUUUCAAGCAGGAACAACUUAAUUUACUCUUUUUGCUUGCUAGUUUGCUGAACGUGCAUCAAGAGUGCUCCUUCUUGAAGAAGUAAUUUCAAAAUAAGCUUAUAUAUUCCAGUGAAUUGAUCAUCCUAGUGGAUAUUCCAGAACUACAUAGGUCUGGAAGUUUUUUUUUCAAAUAAGCUCAAGUUUCAACUUUACAUUUUGCAAAAUUAGCUGAAGAUGGGGCGGGGCGGGGGACGACGACUUUGUUUGGAUCCAGCCUCUUCCAUCUGCAUAGUAAUUAAAUUUGGAAUUUACAGAAGCACCUAAGUGACUUGGGAGCACAAGCCUCAAUCCCAGACACUUAAGAGGCACUUCUAGUGUGAUGAUUAAAUUCGUCACCACCAAGUAAUUAGCAUUUUAAAAAUGUCAAAUGCCAAGGUUCUUGCUAAUCUAAAGGUGUGUCCUUAUGAACUGUUGCACCUUGGCAGUUUGCCCAAGCCAGUGAUUUAUUCUUUGCUUCCCUUCUUUGGGAGGCAAAGAAAGAGCAAAACUGAACUAGGCUACUGUAGACAGUUGCAUUCUGUAGGCAAAUUGCCUACUUGGCAAAUAAUUGAAUGCAAACUUUGAACAAUUGCUUCAUGCUGUGUCAGUUGACACUAUGUUUAUGGCACUCGCUGCCUUCCAGUAGCCAGUGCAUGAAUUAUCUGGAUGUGGGUCUAUAAAUUAACAAUUAAGUGUCCUAAAAUAUGUAUUUCCACACUUGAAGUGAAUGAUUAUAAUGCCUCCCAUCUGAAGCCAGGAGCCAAAGCCCAUGUUUCUGACUUAAUCUGCAGAAUUAUGGGGCAGACUGUGAUCCUGGUGAUCAUCUGUCUUCGCAGAUGGAAGAUUUUCUUUCUUUAAACGUAAUAGAUGGACUCUAGGGUGGAGUUACUCCAAACGUAAAAGAGGCCUAAGGAAGGCAAACAGUUCCCAGGUGAAGUGGAUCCCAUCACCAUCUAGUUGUGAUAAAAAAAGAUUGUGGCGACUGUUGUAUAUUACCGGGAACUCUUAAAAUAGGUGUGAGGGACCCCCAGCUUCCAAACCUGAUUGCACCUGUCAGGCCUCCCAUUUGGCCUUCAAGACCAUUUUGGCCCAACUGCACACAGCUGCUGUCAUAUAUGUUGUCAGUAUGGGCCAGGUCAAAAGGUGGCUUAAUUGAAAAGGGGUUUGCAGGCCCGGCUGAUCAGCAGUGCCUGCAAAGCACUAUGUAAAACAAUGGGCAAGAUCGUGCUUUGUCCAAGGGUUACAUUGCCCAGAAUUUAGAAAGGGAUUUCCUGAGCUCCACCCACCUGUCAAAUUUGGCCCAUGAGGGGAUGGGGAGAUAAACGUUGUAACUCACUGGUCAAACCCAGUUCCCCACUUUUGUCUGAAGGACAGCAGGAGUCUGGUCUGUUUUAAAGGGUGGUCGCCUAACAUUACCCCUAUCCAAUUAACAAAAUCAUUAACCCAUAAUGCUGCUUCUAAAUUCCCUACCUGUUUUCAUUUGUAGGCAUGAUUGUGAUUGGUCAGAAUGGAAGCAUUGCUGUGGGGACGUCAACAAAUGGUGCAGACCACAAAAUUCAGGGGUUAGUGUCACAAUAAAAUCAAGAUUCCUUAUUGAUGAGAUUUGUUUUCCUUUCUUGAGUGCUGCUUAUAGUAAGCAUGAGUGUGUAUGUGAACUGCUGCUGUAGUGGUAAUGAUUUUUAUAUUACUUGAAAGAAGGAUUUUGUGGAUAUGUGAAGAAUGCAUGAAUUUGUUUUCUGUCUUCUUCCUCUGCAAUUCUAUCCGUUUUAGAGCUGUGCUUGAUUAUAUUGGAUGUUUAAGUUAAGUGUUGCCUUGAUAUUUCAGCCCAGUUCAGCAAAUAUAAUAAUAAAUAUUGCUGUCCAAAAAGAACAGAAUUGAGGCAUGAAAAAACAAAAUCUGCUAUUAUAUACUGAGACUUACCACUAUAACUUCUUGAGGUGGUAAGCUUGUGUCUGGGCUGUACUGACUACAGUCAGGGACUCCCAUGACUGAACUAUCCUCUGCACAGAAAACUAAAUGUUGGGGAGAAGCAAUUCUAAGUUUUGUGGUUUUUGGUUUGGGGGUGUGUGUCUUAUUUUUUAAUGGACAAACAUUCUGUCAUGUAUUUUGCAAGGGAAAUUCGAGCUCAUAGUAGGAAACUUAGACAUGCGCAAUGAAAGUGCUCUGUAUAGAAAAGUGUGGCAUGAACAAAUGAUUGGUGGGAAGACACCCCAAAAGCAGAUCAGGAUGAAUGGCCUAAGCUCUCCUCCUAAAAAAACAGAAACAAAUCUGAACGAAUUCUCAGUAAAUACCAGACAUGGUGUAACCUCUGCCUAAGCUUUGUACGAGCAAAUCUGGACAAAUGCUUUGUCUGGCAGAGUCCUGAGAUUGUACAUGUAGCUCCGAGAGGUUUACUCGAGGCAGGCACAGGUUUACUACCUCAAUGAGAAACACGCCUCAGCGUGUCUUUGUUGCUAGCUUGUUUGUGACUCUGUUGGAACUAUCAGAAUCUUUCCCCAUCGCCUGGCUGUUUUCAUUGGAUUAACAUCGCCUUCUUCUUUCUUAGACGUGUGGGAGACUCUCCAAUUGCUGGAGCUGGAGCAUAUGCAGAUAGUACAGCUGGAGCUGCAGCUGCCACUGGAGAUGGGGAUUUGAUGAUGCGCUUCUUGCCCAGGUUUUUAUAUUCUGUGAACUCUUUGGGUCUUUUUGAUACUGGGCUUCAUUGUGAGACCACCCUGAGGUAAAAGAUGGGCUUUGUACAGGCAAGCUCGGAAGCUGCACUGCACUGCUUCAAGCCUUGGGGGUGUCACUAGGCAUGCCCAUAGGUCCUUCGUGAUGUAGAAAAACAACAUCAUCCUGGGGAUUUUGCUUAGCCUUGUCCAAACACUAGUUAUCAAGCAGGAUUUUGAACUAAUAAUAGCUAUUUCACAUUUCGUUUAAAUAUGCAGACUCUCUUUCUACAUUCCUAGCCGUAGAAGAAUUUUGAAGGGAACUAGUGUUCAGUUCAUAUUGCACCCAAGCAUUAAGACCUGGACAAAUUCAUAUUCCAAACCAGUUAAUUAUGAGUUUUUGAUAACAGUUAGACCCAGGGGAUUUGGUCACAGUGGAUCACUAGGGCCAAAUCAAACCAUUCCAGAGAUAGGGAACCACCACUAAAAAGGCCCUGUCUUGGUUUUUUAAUCCCGUGUCAACGUUGGGGCAAGUUCGUGCAAGAUUCCCUUUUUGUUAUCAGCAGAGGAGGGGUUUUUUUAAGGUUCAUUUUCUCCCCCUUGGCAUACUAUGCCACUUGGAGAACCUUUGUGUUAAUAUCUGUUUGUUUAUUUUCCUUAAAUCAGCUAUCAAGCCGUGGAGUAUAUGCGAACAGGAAUGGAUCCCACCAUAGCCUGCCAGAAAGUUAUUUCUAGAAUUCAGAAAUAUGAGCCAUACUUCUUUGGUGCCGUUAUCUGUGCCAACACGAGUGGAAGCUAUGGUACGUCCACCUCAAAAGUUUGUUUCAUGCAAAUUUAUAGGUUGGAAUAAGUUCGCAACACUCGGAUUCUGUGUUUGUUGCCCAUUUGUCGCAUCAGCAUGCAGGAAAGGGCUCAAAACAAAAUAUUCACUUUUUCGGGGGGGAAACAGAGUCUGAGACUCUGCUUCAAAGCAAUCCAAGAUCAGUCAUGCUGGGUAUCUCAUUAUUGAGCCCUUGGAUCACCAUGCAGAAUCAUUUUGCUAAUCGAUAUGACGUAUUGGGUUAGGCUGCUCAGUGCACUUCUUUUAUCUUUGAUUUCCCACAGUUCUCCGUUUGAAAGAUUAGAGACUCGUGGACUCAUUACAUUUGCCAGUAUUAAGAUGUAAAUUGAAACAAAAUAUACUAAACUUGGAAUUAUAUUUUAGGUUGUGAAGGCCAUAGUGCUAGCUGGAGACUCUUUCGUCUUCAAGAGUUUAAAACAAGUGAAGGAAAGAUGACUUUUUUUAAAGAAAGCGCAAUGCUGGGUUAAUUAAGGCUGUAAAAGAACAAUUGCCCAAUUGUAGUUGAAUUAAUAGUGGGAUCCUUAGAUGUUAAAAGCACAAGAAGACAGAUUAAUGCGCCUCUCAUAGUUUGUUCUCUCUUUAUUCUCUUAUCUCUCCCUUUCCUGACACAGGUGCUGCCUGCAAUAAAGUUUCAGGAUUCACACAGUUUCACUUUAUGGCUUCUAAUCCCACUUUGAAGCAACCAUCUGAGCAAAUAAUAGACUGCAUUUAACACAGCCCCCCCCCCCCCAAACUUAAAGAGUUCACUGGAAGAAACGAAGACGACAAAAUUAAACUUUUGCCAUUGCCGUUUUUUACAAAAAUUAGUUGUGCACACAAUUUACCCAUAAAUUAUAGCGCAGAGGGGUUACUGACUUGUGCCAAGGAGCCUUUAUGCUCUGUCUUAAGACUGUAAUCUUUUGGCCCUUGGGAGGAGGGGGGGCAGAGAAAGAGAGUGCCAGAUCUCCACCCCCUAGGCUUUCCUGCUGCCCUACUGACAUCAAAGAGAGAGCAGGAGCCAUCGCUGUCUCAUCCUCCUGACAUGCUCCCAGAAUGGGAAGAUUUCCCCUCAAGAUUUCUCAUUAAUUUCCUCCCAGUUAUUUUCUGUAGGGGGGUAAAUGUUCCAAACUAAAUAAGGUAAAAGGAUAGAGGAGGGUUUCCGUGAGUCUAGCAGGAAACUGAAUUUUAGGUGGCCUUCACUCUCCGCCCCUACAAUUUAAAAUUGUAGCCUUAGUUUUGCUUUCCCAUAUUGCUGACCCUUAAGUAAAUUUAAACAAAAUAAGCCGAGUAAAGAAAUUCACUCAAAUAUAUGCUGAGAUAUUUCUCAACUUCAACCAAAGUGGCCUACCGUCUCUGCGAGAGAAGAAACGAAUGUGUCAAGCCCAGCCAUUUUGAACAAACCCUACCACAAAGCCUUCCUCUCGGCUGACUUCUGUUUUGAAAGAUCCGCCGGAGUUCUCUUUCCUAUCUCUGGAUGAGGAAUAGCCCUGCCAGGACACUUCUGAAUAUGCCCCUUCUGCCAGAAACAGCUGGAAAUGCAGCUUCAAGAAUGGAGGAGAAAUGCAACAGGACAGGGUUUCAAUAUUAGCUACGCACUGCUACAUUCCACCUGAUAUAAAAGAAACCACCUAUCAAAUAUACAGCAUGAGCACUCAGCUGUAUGAGUCCUGGAAGGACUGUUGGUUAUGUUAGUUGAGUACUGACAUUUUCCCCAUAAACACAUUCAUUUUUAAGGACAAUUUUUAAAAUGUACAAAUCCAGUCAUUCCUUCUAACGAUUUACAAAAUAAUAUUCCCCUUUUUACAUGCUGGAGCUGCCGAGCUGCCACCCUGCUCUUGAAUUUGUAGUACCGUAUUUUUUGCUCUAUAAGACUCACUUUUUCCCUCCUAAAAAGUAAGGGGAAAUGUGUGUGCGUCUUAUGGAGUGAAGGCUGUGCAGCUAUCCCAGAAGCCAGAACAGCAAGAGGGAUUGCUGCUUUCACUGCGUAGCGAUCCCUCUUGCUGUUCUGGCUUCUGGGAUUCAGGCUAUUUUUUUUUCUUGUUUUCCUCCUCCAAUAGGUGCGUCUUGUGGUCUGGUGCCUCUUAUAGAGCGAAAAAUAUGGUAGUUUUUUUUUUAGAAAAACCAACAACACACCUCCAAAUGUGUUAUAAUCAGCUACUACUUCCAUGCCCUUUCUUGCUGCUAACAACAACAAUGAUAAUAAUUUUAUUAUUUACAGUGGUGCCUCGCAAGACGAAAUUAAUCCUUUCCGCGAGUCUCUUCGUCUUGCGGUUUUUUCGUCUUGCGAAGCACGGCUAUUAGCUGCUAUUAACGGCUUAGCGGCUUUAAGAAAAAGGAAACAAACUCGCAAGAACUCGCAAGACCUUUCGUCUUGCGAAGCAAGCCCAUAGAGAAAUUCGUCUUGCGGAACGACUCAAAAAAUGGAAAACUCUUUCGUCUAGCGAGUUUUUCGUCUUGCGAGGCAUUCGUCUUGCGGGGCACCAUUGUAUACCCCACCCACCUGGCUGGGUUUCCCCAGCCACUCUGCUAACUUCUGGAGCUCUGCUGUAAAGCUCGCUUAGGCCAGUUACUAUCAGUCAACCUAACCUAACUUUCCUUUUGUUGCCAAGCCGAUAAAGUGGGAUCGCCUUGUGAAUGUUGCCCUUUGUAUGCCCCCCCCAAAAAAGAUGGAUACAAGUAGCUGCUAAUAAAAGUCCUUCCUUGGACCCCUGUAAAUUCCUUCCUAAUUUGCAAUAUCUCUGCAAAAUGCUUCCCACCAGAUCUGUUUCCAGAUCAUUUCAGCCAUAGGGCCAAAAUCAAGAGCUUAGUUUCCAAAACUGUGUCCUAGACCUGCUGCAUUUGGGUUACAACCAAGAUCAGUAUUAAUGCCGUCUUUGCCUUGGUGCAAGAUUAACUUGCUGGACCCAAGUGUCACGCUUCUCAUUUCACACCUUUCAUAGUAAUAAUAAUAAUAAUAAUAAUAAUAAUAAUAAUAGUUUUUAUUUAUACCCCGCCCUCCCCAGCCAAGGCCGGGCUCAGUAGUCUCUGGAACCUACAACCUGUUUUACUCAACCGGGCCAGGUAAGAGAUUUUGCCUAUCCGCUGGUCCCUGAGACAAGAGCCAAUGACAAUACUUUGAAUAGCACUGAUAAGGCUUCUACUUCUCCAUCUUGAUUUACUCUUGAAGGACAGACCCACAGGUGCUGUGCUAAACAUAGGAAGCUACUUUGUACUGAGACCAUUGGUCCAUCUUCACAUGCUGGCUGGCAGCAGCUUGCCAGGGUUUCAGACAGGAAUGUUCCCCAGCCCUACAUGGAGAUGUCUGGGAUGAUCCUGGGACCUUCUGCAUGCAAAGCAGAUUCUCUUCCACUGAGCCAUGGACCUUCCCAAAGCACCAUUAAUCCCAACCUCCUUUUGGACCACUUUCCAGUACAGGUCCAGUUUCUGGAACCUAGUCUGUGUACUUCUUUGCAGAAACCUAUUAAAAGGCAUUUAAGGUAUACAUCCACUCUCAGGCCAGGAUGCAGCUGCCUCUGUCAGUUCAUUCCCUGUUGCUUGUCCCCAUGACUCUGGGAUACUGUAUGUCUUUGUGUUGGUUUUGCUGGAAGCAGACUUUGCUCACACAGGGUUUCUGAGUGUAGGUCAAGUCCCUAAAUGUAUGGCGGUCAGAAAUAUUUGUUUGUGUUGUUUCAGAGAAUAUUUCAGGUGACUUUCCUUUUUCCUUUUUUAUUACCAGUGUUAACUAAAUUGUUUUGGUGAAGCCCAUUAAGCUAUUGUGUCUGUAUUCUGGAGAUGUUUCCCUUUGGUGCGGCUUUGUGGAACAUAACAUUUGAUUGGGAUCAUGCUUUUAAAACAACAACGGGCUCCUGAAGCAGGUCUUCAGACAAAAUAAAACAUUCUCUUUUUGUGUGUUUUGCAAGAGAAGGUCUUACCUGUUUGUUAAAAUUAAGUAAGUGUUUAGGUUGAUAAGGACAUACUAGUCUGAGGACAUACUAUUCAUGAGACUGAAUUUGGAUUGUCUCAUUGGAUUCUAAUGUUUCUAAAGCCAUUUUUAAAAUAAAAAUAAAUAUGUGUUUCUUUGGGGCCUUACACUCCUCUCACUGGAAGCAAAAGGUGUAUUCUCUGGAGGCUAGGACCUGAACCAAUGGUUUCAAGUUACAAGAAAGGAGAUUCUGACGAAACAUUAGGAAGAACUUUCCAACAGUAAGAGCUGUUCAACAAUGGAACAGACUCCCAUGAGAGGUGGUAGAUUCUUCUUCCUUGGAGGUUUUAAACAGAGGUUGGAUGGCCCUCUCUCAUGUAUGCUCUUGUUGAGAUUCCUGCAUUGCAGAGGGCUGGACUAGAGUCUCUUCCAGCUCUAUUAAUUAUAAGGAUGGACCUUAAUAGACUUUAGCCUUUUCUUAUGAUUUUCCCCCUACAGCAGUCUUAACAAUCCUGUAGCGUGCAUAUCUUCUUAGAAGUAAGCCUCAUUAAGUUCAACUGACUACCAGCUAACUGAUUAUAGGAUUGCAGCCUAAGUAAAAUUUGCAGAGACAAUCAUUUUAAUGAUUCCGAAUUUCAUUUUAUCUUGUGUGGAAUGGCAGGGAGAGGGUUUCUUUGCAACAUUAAAAGGGGGGGAAAUGGAAGCUGUCCUUUGUAUUUGGAUGAAUUAUUCUUCAUGUAUGUUUUGAGGAUGAGAAUCUCCUUUUAAGAUUGCUCAAAUAAGUACUUCUGAAGAUCCCAGAGUCGGUGAAUCUAAAACAUUCCAUAUACCCCCUGCUUUGGAACAACC